CGGUUUGUGUGGAAUCUACGUGCGUACUGUAUUAAACAGGCUUCUCAACCGGAUCCAUGAGAACGCAAUUGCACUAUUACACAUUCAAUGGCGCACGUUUCAGACUGUUGACCACAGACACAGCGUCGUAGUAUUACAGUAUUUGAGUUUGAUCAAGAUAAUUUUGAAGGCACAACCAAGGAUGGAUAUCUCUGGCAUGAGUCCAACUCGUAGUUUUAUCAACCUUGACUCGGCAAGAGAAGAGGACUACCAUCCACAGGAUGGGCCCAUAAAGAUCCAGAAUCCUCAUAUUGCCACCAUGGAGGAAGAUUAUCUCUACCACAUCGCCCUCGGCGACAAGACGCAUGACCUUAAGGAGAUGUUCAAUGAUGUCAAGUUUGUGUGUUUUGGAGGCUCCCCAACCAGAAUGCUGAAGUUUGCAGAGUUUAUGAAGGAGCAGCUUCGUAUCAAAAUACCUGCAGGAAUGACACUGUACAACAUCGCCAACGGAUCUGACAGAUAUGUCAUUUACAAGACGGGGCCGGUGUUGUCCGUUAGUCAUGGUAUGGGCAUCCCAUCCCUGUCCAUCAUCCUGCAUGAAAUACUGAAGCUGCUGCAACACGCAGAGUGUUCGGGGGUUACGCUGUUCCGGAUCGGCACCAGUGGGGGGCUCGGGCUGGAUCCUGGAUCUGUCGUGAUCACCAGCUUAGCGGUUGAUGGUAUCCUCAGGCCAUACAUGGAGGUGGCAAUCAUGGGCAUGAUGGUUCAGCUUCCUUCAUUCCUGGACAAGGAACUGUGUCAAGAGCUCCAGGCCAUGGCCUCGCCGGAUGACCAUUUCCAGACCAUCAUUGGAAAAACCAUGUGUACCCAUGACUUCUACGAAGGUCAAGCUCGUCUUGAUGGAGCUUUCUGUGACUACACUGAGGCAGACAAGAUGCGUUCCUUCGUGAUCCAUGACAAGGGUAUCCGCAAUAUAGAGAUGGAGUCACUUUGCUUUGCUGCCUGCUGCCACAGAGCAAACAUCAGGGGUGCUGUGAUAUGUGUGACCCUUUUGGACCGCCUUCAUGGAGACCAAAUAACCACACCCCACAGUAUUAUGGAGGAAUGGCACAACCAUUUAACUGGUUGUAGCCAGAUUCAUCAGGAAGAAACUGGGUAUCAAGUGAUGAGUGACACUGUUCUACACUAAGGUAUCAUUUGGAGUUAGAUAACAUUCUUCUUGCAGAAGAGGAGUACAAGCUUUGCAGAUCAGGGCCCCAAUCCAAAAAGCGAUCCUAGCCCGAACAUCCUCAGGCAUAGAACAGUGACAAGGCUUCAUUUGCUUUGUGGAGCGGGGUCAAGAGGAAAUUCUUUUAUUACUAGUCUUGCAUGUAAAUGGUUGACAUUAUAACAUAAAGUAACUUUCUUUAAAGCCUCAGGUAGAUGCAAUUCAUUAAUAUUUCAUCAGUUGGUGAGAUGUCAUUAUUUGAAGCUUUUAAUAUUUCUGCAAAACAGCUAUUAUUAAACAGGUCCAUUAAUCUCAAUUUUGGAAAAUGUCUGAAAAUGGCAACUAUUGUGGUGCCUGAUUCUUGCCUAAUGUCCGGUGCAUUAUGUCUUAUAUUUCCCAGUGCAUAAGGAGUACUGUAUACUAGAUGUACUGUUAUUUCUAAGAUGCCUAGCAGUUAGAACAAUCCAAAAAAAAAUACAUUGUCAGACAAUGAA
Molecule: messenger RNA, 1680 nt
Organism: Haliotis rubra (blacklip abalone)
Lineage: Eukaryota; Metazoa; Mollusca; Gastropoda; Lepetellida; Haliotidae
Product: uridine phosphorylase 1-like
Biological process (GO): uridine catabolic process; nucleotide catabolic process
Cellular component (GO): cytoplasm; cytosol
Molecular function (GO): uridine phosphorylase activity
Source: RefSeq, a predicted model, not a curated record